GCCUCUUACCCUUUAUCUGAGAUACCGGCGGAUUUUGCCAGCCUCCUCGAAUUCUUACCUUUUGUCCUGCGUUACACGCCGGGGAAGGGAAUUCUGGGAUCGUGGGUUAUGCGGAUCCAAAAUGUUUUUCAGAAAUAAAGAAGUUGUAAAACAAUGGAGACAAGUAUAUAUUUAUGUAUGUGUCUUGUGUGUAGACAUGUAGAUUCAGGGUUACAUCUCAGAGUGCUACUCGGUGUAUUUUCUGUGCACGUCCUUCCUACUUCAAUCUCGUGGUAUACCAGGGACCAUGUUUUUCCUUUCCUCACCAUACAGAAUACAAGAAAUGACGAUUCUGAAAAAGAAGCUGAUGACCAGAACAAGGGAUAGGAAGAUGACCUGUUUGCUUGAAGAGCGAGGGUGAAGAGCUACUUUUCAAAGGGUGAGACACAAGAAUGGCUUUUAGGAAUUUCCCCCCAAAGUAAUUUGUGACUGGAUCCUGUUGCCGAAACUUGGCCUCUGUUCACCGGUGCCGAAGAGAAAUGCGGAGACAGAGUUUUGGGUGAAGCAGAAAAGAGUAGCUUUUAUUGCUUUGCCAGGCAGAGGGGGCCACAGCGGGCUAAUGCCCUCAAGGCUGUGUGACCCACCCUGGAGGGAGUAGUGAGGAGCCUUACAGCGUUCGAGGAGCAGGGCGUGAUCAGCUCGCAGACAGUUCUCGGAUUGGCUGGCAUCAAAGUGAAGUUUCAAGCGUCAUCAACCUUCUGGUUUCAACCAGUCCAGGGUCUAUGUGCUUGUGGGCGGCGCUUUCCAUCCGGAGGGGGUCUGCUCCCUGUAAAACCACUUAGGAGUGUGUGUCGGGCCUUCAUCGGUAGCUUCAGUGAACUGGGAGUUCGGUGAUUCUGCCGUGUGGCGGAUUUAUAGUCUACAUUGCUGCCCGUUCCCCAGCCCAACAGCUGUUCUUUGUUUCUACACCUUCACAUUCCCGAAUCAUUAACUCUUGAGUCAGCACUUUACUGCAAAAGACAAGGGCACGGGGCCUCGUACACGGUUUCAAUCCUGACCAGCUCUGAGAUUUACACGAUGCAUAUGCUGUUGUUUUCAUAAAUGUUAACGUCCAUAAAAUGAAGUUCUUAAAAGCAUUAUUUGAGUUCUCCAUUGACUACUGAUUACACCAUCAAUGCCUUCCAGCCCUGGCAGCACAGGGAGGAAGGAAGAAUUGCUGGGAUGCUUGCAUCACCACAGGGCAAGAGGGCCUCAAAUUUUACUGCUUUAUCUUUAAGUAAGACUUCAUAGUUCGGCUGACUUUUCAUCCAUUCUUGCUGAUUCUGCCAGUGAGUUCCUCUGUAGUGACAGCCAAAGGCACUCAUGGAAAAUACUUAACCAAGCGUAAAGGCAGAAGUCGAGGUCACUUCAUCUACGACGGAAGUGGGGCAUGUGUCUACCUCAGGCCUGAGUCUUUCGCUGGGUCUUUUGGUAACUGGUGGCGGUGGUGGUGACAAUGUUUGAGUUAUUUUAUGUUUUAUCUUUAUUUUAUUUAUUUAUAUUUUUGGCCACGCCGGCGGGGGCCUGCGGGACCUUAGUUCCCCGACCACGGAUCGAACCCCUGCCCCCUGCAGUGGAAGCUCACAGUCUAAACACUGGACCGCCGGGGAAGGCCGUGAGUUUUUUGUUCAUGUUGUCGUUCGUUUUAGUUUCUCAACUGUUACUAGGAAAUGAUUGUGGAGCAAGUGCUUGGUUUUAAUUCUGGAAGGCAAAAGAACGUAACUAAGGACUUUUCCCGAGGAACGCUUUGAGAUCUUUAUGUCCAUUUGUGGUGUGACUUACCCACUUUUCAAUUAAGGAUUCUUAAUUAAAGGAAAACAAGCUUAUUUAUAGGUUUGAAUCAGUGUUAUAGAACAGUAGGUUUUCGACUGGGAUCCGCAGCCCACCCGCAUCAGAAACGUGUGGUCUGUGUUUACGUGAAAAACUGCCGACUCUAGGGCCUCACACCAACGAAACCUCCGGGGAUUGGAGCCCAGGAAGGAGCUUCUGUAAUCUCCACAGCUGAUUCUGAGGCACUCUAAAUGUAAGAACUGCCCUUUAAUAUUUUUAGAUAAGGGGAUUGUUACAAAAUGACAAGAGGGUAGAUCAUUCUUUUAAACUUAGACUUCAAGCAUUAGACAGUGAGGUGAGCUCUUCGUGCCAGUUUGUCUUCCCUGUUCUUCCCCACUCAGCCUAGGGACUCGUGCAGACAUUAGAGACAAAGUAGGCGAAGAAAAACUUAUUGCUUUACACACAUUUUGCUUUAAUAGCCACCGAAAGAUUGUUUCAUUUGCUCUCACUGACCCUGUCCACCAGUUAUGUUGGCCUUUAACGUAUCGCUGUAGCAGCAUGUAUAAAUAUAUAUCGUACAUUUAUUCACACGUACACACCUUCGAAAGCACUGCGAAGACACAGACUAGGCUUUAGCACAACUGGGGGCCGCUCACAUGUCACUUAAAAAUGGUCACCGGUUCAUUUACACAAGACUUUCAACAGGCUUGGUGUGGCCAGUAGCCCCCAAGUCCCAGGGAGAAGUUAGGAUGACAAAAUCGGACAGUAUGUUUAGAGUGGGGUCAGUACCCUUCUUGGAGCUCAUAAAAGAAUAGAAAUAGGAGGUCUAGGCUAAGCACGAGACGGCAUCUGGGAGUCGCUGCUCUCACCACGUGGAUUCAAAGAACUCAGGUGUUGCAGUGUAGACCGACGCCCAGCCUGACUGUGACCCAGCUGCGCUGGCCCCGGGUCAGGUCGUCGGGCCCCUGCCAGCACCGUCCUGCAGGGCACCGCUGCUCAGUCCUGAGCUUCUCCGUCUGCCGUGGAGCUCCAGCGUGGGGACCACAUGCUCCAUUGCUGGGAAGCAGGUCCUAUUUCCCCUGAGUUGACCCUCGGAGGAUGAGGCGAGAAAUGUGCUGUUGCUGGUUCCCAAGCCCCUGGCGCGUUCAGCAGCAGUGCCACAAGGUCCUCUACAAACUGUGCCUGUUUUGCUCAGUGCUGGGCCCGGUGGACCUUGGCUGGUUAUUCCUCAACUGCAGGAGAGGCCCUCUCUCUGCCUUUCGCCCUGCCCCACCAGGCCACAUCUCUGACUCCUUCCAGACCUUCCAGCAGGGUCGAAGAACUUCAUGACAGUGUAAAAGUUUGAGGUCUCUCACUUGUGGAAAAGCCUUAAGAUCUGUUUAAAGAGAAGGUGGGGUGAGUUCAUGACAGCCCUACAGAAAUUAAGACCUGUUGGCAAACUAUUUCUCCUGUGAAUUUUUUAUACACAGAAGAAUGAACAAUGAGAACUCCGCUGAGAUUUGUUUUGGAAGGAGAUAGGUAAGUGGUAUCAGGACAUGUGUAGACAACUUAAGAGUGACUGCUGAGGGAUUGGUUGCUAUCAAUGGUGACCUUCACAAGACCCCAGGCAGCCUUGUGUAUUAGCAUGGCCUAGGCAACUGGAAGGCAGGUGCCCCCCAGAUUCCAUGACCGCCCCCCCACCUACCAGUUCUGUUAUUGCAACUCCAGACGGUAACGUCGCAUGCUGGGUCCUCCUCUGUCACUCCUGUCUGAGUGUGAGCUAUAGACGGUGCCUUUGGCUCUGAGCGCUGGCAUAAUGAACCUUGUUUUUGCGGUUGCAAACCCUCAAGUUUCUCCCAACAGUAAGUUAAGAAUUCCAGUUUCUGUCAUCCCUCAGUCCUGAUUAAACUUAUGUGAUUUCACAUGUUUUUAAUCCAUCAUAUGUUUGGGUUUCUUCUCCCCAGUCCCUGGCUCUACCUUUUCUGCCACAUGUCACCAUGGCAGUAUCUCUUGGCCCUUUAUCUGAUCCGAGGGUAGAACUUACACUCAUGCAAAUCAACCAGGAGCUUCAGUUGUAGCUGGCAGAGAAGAAGCAGGACUUCCAAGACCUCCCAGAGAAAUUCCUUGUAUCCCAAGCUACUGCCUACUCCCUGGCCAACCAGCUGCAGAAAUACAAGUAUGAAGCAUUUAAGGACAUCAUUGAAUCUGUGCUGGGGGAGAAGCUGCUGUUUGAGGCGCUGAGGCUAGCAGAGAAGCUGGCAGAGAAGCCCACGCAAGCUGAGAGGACAUGUGAUAUCCUAACUCGAAGUCAGGCACGAGAGCUGACCCAGUUACAGCGGACAUUACGGGAAGUGAAAGAUGACUCUGUCCUACUCCAGCAGCACCUCAAGGACCUCCUCACCCACAACGACCUUGACAACCACCAGGGGCAGGGCUUCUAAGAGCGGCUGACUGAGGGACACAGGCUGGCAGAGCACCUUGCCCACAAGCUCAGCCCAGCUAAGGGGGCCACAGUACCUGAUAACAUUGAGCUGCUCCAAGGUCCCCUGCUCACAAGAGACUCCACACCUGCACUAGGAAUGUUUUUUAUCAGCUUUCCUGUUUCAUGUCCCAAAUUCGUGAAGAUGAGGAAGAUGAACAAGCACAAGAGAUACUCACAUCUAGGUAACAGUGAACUAGCAGGAGCUGGUAAUGGCGUGGAGCGGCAGGAGGUUGAAAAGAAGGAAGUGCCUCAGGACUCCCAGGAUGAAUGUGUUUUGACUCCUUCAAUUCUCCAAGGAAGUUCUGACUGCAACCAGCCUUACAGUGAUGGCAAAUUUGCAUUUGAUGAAUCAGAAGUGGGCCCUGCUCCGGAUGGAGCCUGUGGUUGCUCCCAUGCUAAAGAGGAUGAAAUUCCAACUGAUCUCCCAAACAAUCAAAAUGAUCAUAAGCAAGUGGAUGGACAAGAGCCAGUAUCCCCCAGCGUGAACCUACAGGAUGUUGGAAAGAAGGAAGUGCUCCAGGAAUCCCAAGAUGAAUGUGUUUUGGCUCCUUCAACUCCCCAGGAAGGUUCUAACUGCUACCAGCCUUACAGUGAUGAAAAAUUUGCAUUUGAUGAGGAGAAAGACUCUAUGACUGCUGAUCCCUCUUGGGUUAAUCUUCAGUCCUGCCUCCCCACCAGGCUCAGCAGGGAGCUGCCACAGAUGGUAGAGAAUGGUGUCCCACGGGACUCACUGGAUGAAUACUGUUUGAUUUACUCAAUUCUUCCUGGUCUGUCAGAUUCCUCCUGGCCUUAUACAAGUGCUGCCUUCUUCUCAUUUGAGGAAGUGGAUGUCUCUUAUGCUUGGGAUGUAACCACUGAGUAUUCUUUAUCAAUACAUGACUGGUCCCUUAACCCUCCCAUCAAAACCCGCCAGGACUCCGUGUUCACGAAUAUUUGCUGUUUAAUCAUCAGUCCUCCCGACCCCACAAAGCUCAGUCUGGAGCUGCUGGCGGUAGAAGAGAAUGAAGUCCAGCAGGACUCACUGGAUGAAUGUGAUUUGACUGGUUCUACUGGCCAUUGUCUGUCAGACUCCUGUACGCCUUACACAAGUGCCUCAUUCCAAUCGGAUAAAAGGGAGGUCUCCACAGUUCUAGACGUAAAUGGUGAGUACUCCCGUGACACCUGGGAGGACUGUCACCAAAGGCCUUUGAGUUUCCAAGGCCCAGGGGUACAAACUUCACAAGCACAGCUGCAGAAAAGCACCCACAUGACCAAUUAUCUGCAACUGCAGCUGGGCCAGCAUUUCAAUUGUGGGCACAGCAAAGCCACACUCGGUCUUUCCUCCACCAUCUGGGGCUUUACUGCCAACACCAAUUCUGGAAGCCAAGGACCACUCUUCCUAGGUAAAAAAUAAAAGGGGAUUAGGAAGCUCAAGUUGUCUCAGGGUUGAGGGUGGAGGGGGCAAUGGGGCCUUUCCCACUCCGUCUGUAGUAGGUCUGGUUGAAAUCUGUGAUGCUCUACCAGAGUGAGGUGAGCAAGAGCCUGGGAUUUAGGACCAGCUCUGCCUCAGGCCCUGGGUUUGCAAACUCCUGAUUGUUUCACUGGGCCAAGUUAUUCAUCUCCUUAGGUAUUCACAUCUCACAUCCCUCAUCUGAACUCUUGAAAAAUUACAUCCGCAUUCCAUGGUUGUUGGGAAUAUUAAGCAACAUGAUGUCCAGAAAGCCUGAUCAGUAAAAAUGGUUUGAUAACAACUAUGAAUAUAUAACAUCUAACCAUUGUGUCUUUCUGGUGCUUUAACACUUACAAAAUGAUUGCACAUGUGUUGUUUCCUCUGAGGUAGAGCACUUUUUUGAUCCCCACUUUCUCUGGGACCCGUGUUCCCUUGCUUCCUCAGAAAGGUAGGUUGGCCAGUAUUUUCCUCUCCUUUCAACAUCCACCCUCAAGUCAAUUUUCCCCUCCUAGGUUCUCUCAGUAACAGUGUAUUAGUAACAUUCUGUAGCAAUGUAAACCCUGGCCACACAACUCAGCCUCCAGUUAAUUUUCAUAUCCAGGUUAUUUUCCUUUUUUCCCCUCUUUUUAAAAUAAAGGGCCACCCUCACCCAUGAGGUGUACUGAUCUGUCUAUUUUAUGCCACUCCAUUUAGUUCAUAAUCUUCAUUCAUCUCCACGGCCAUGUCCUCAGUUUUCUUCUCCUUGGGAUCCACCUCUGCUCAGAUUUUCUUUUUAUUUUUCUUUGUUUGUUUGUUUUUGCGGUAUGCGGGCCUCUCACUGCUGUGGCCUCUCCUGUUGCGGAGCACCCGCUCCAGACGCGCAGGCUUAGCGGCCAUGGCUGAUGGGCCCAGCCGCUCCGCGGCAUGUGGGAUCUUCCCGGACCGGGGCACGAACCCGUGUCCCCUGCAUCGGCAGGCGGACUCUCAACCACUGCGCCACCAGGGAAGCCCGGAACUUUUUCUUUCUUUCUUUUUUUUUAUCAGUUGUAUUUUUCUUGACUUUUUUUUUUUUUUGGCAUUUGGGGACAUGUUUGCCCUGUGGUAGUCUUACCAAUACUGGGUAGUGUUAGGAAGAUCAACAAAAAGCAAAUACAAAAAUGUCUCCGUUGGUUUCCACUCACCACAGACUUUCAGAUGGCCUUUCUUGUUCCUGGACACUUUCCUUACUUGAUGUCCCUCCUGGGUGGGGAAGUAAGUCAUAGUAAGAUCAUGCAAAACAACAGCUCCUGUUGGCUGUGGUUUUAUCUUCAGAGCUGGGUUUGGAUGCUUCCAUUGGAAUGAAGAACCCUCCCAAGCUGGAGGGUGAGGUCUUAGCUGCCAGCAAGCAUGAGUGUCUGGUCUGUAGCAAGAUUAAUGCCUUAAGUGUCCUGAAACAGAAGAUUAUCACAAGAAAACUGCCGUUCAGCAAGUGGAGACUAGCAUGCCAAUUCCCUGGCCUUCAAGCUUAGGGUACAGAGGUAAUCGCAUCUGAGGCUCUUAUGUGUACUUCUUCCUUAUACUCUUUACCUAAGAUUAUAGCUCAGUCUCCCACUAUUUUUUCUCUUCCUCGUUUGUUUACUCAACAGCUGAUGCUACCUCGUCUGGUCUUUCCUCUCUUUUCCAUGGGGGCUGCCACCCUGCCAGGCCCUUCCAUCUCCAUCUCUUGUUUGCACUCUGAACUCUGUUGAGUUCCUAUAGCUGCUGUCCUGAUAUUCCCUCUGACCUUUCCUUUUAGCCACAGGGAAGCCCAGAUCCAUGGUCCUCCUCAUCAGAAGAGCAUCAUUUAGGCCACUGAACAUAUAGUCCUUCGCCUGAUCUCACACACUUUCUUGGUUUCUUUGCCUUAUUCUCCCUUCCCCGCUCCCAAACUCCACUGCCUAUUUCUACCAGGAUCAUGUGUUGAUGAAUCACUUGUAUGUGGGUUGGCUUUUGGAGAACCUUAUCUAGGAAAGCCCUUAACCCUCAACUUCUGCACAUGAAUAAGAAGAAAUGAAACAGGAAAAAGAGCCCUGAUUACAAAAACUAAGUAAGAACCUGGGUCAUAGAUGGGAGUGCUGGACUGGCCUGGAGUCACCUCAGCCCCAGGUGGGCAGUUCUGUGCUACUGUGCAUGGGGCUUCCAGGGACUCACUGGAGCUGGCAGUAGGUGGGGGACAGUAGAUGGCGCCCUAAAGGGACAUUAGCCAAAAGGAGAUGCAGAGGCCAGGUUUUCAAUAUGCAUAAAAGCAUGAAGUGCAUAGGCAUUCAGACCUCUCCCCUGUUUUCAAAUUACUCCUUCUACAUGUUCAGUAAAAAUCCUGAAAAAUGAACUCAGUUGGAAUCUGAGGCCAAGGAAUGUAGGAGAGCAUGGUAGUGAAUAAACUUUGGGCCAGAUUUAUGAAGACCCAGGGAAAUACACAAGAAUCCAAUAUAAUCAUUGCUUCAGACAAAUCUAAUUGAGAAGGCAAGUUAUUUAUAUGAGAGUGCCAGAGAAAGACCAAAAAAUCCUUAGGGCCAGUGGGAAAGAAAUCUGUGCUGGAGUAGAUGGAGAGAAGAAAAAGAAUGGUGUGAAAUAGUGUAGGUCUACUGAGUAGUUCUAAAUCAUGCUAUUAUAAAAUAAAAACUGGGUGAGUUUUUUUUUUGCGGUACGCGGGCCUCUCACUGUUGUGGCCUCUCCCCUUGCGGAGCACAGGCUCCGGACGCGCAGGCUCAGCGGCCGUGGCUCACGGGCCCAGCCGCUCUGCGGCAUGUGGGAUCCUCCCGGACCGGGGCACGCACCCGUGUCCCCUGCAGCGGCAGGUGGACUCUCAACCACUGCGCCACCAGGGAAGCCCCCUCUUUUUUUUUUUGAGGGAACCGGCGGUAGGAGCUGGAGGAGGGGCCCACCGGGCCCUUUAGACCCCCUAGUGGCAUAGGAUGGCUGCCCCACCGUGGGAGUGCCAGCAGCCUCCCUGCAGAGGCCCGAGGGAAUGCCCAGGCUGCCCCCAGACAGGGUCCAUGACACACUGGCUUAAAUCUACAAUUACAUAUAUUCAAUGAUGACCAGCUGUACAAAACUCAAAGUUUCCUCAGUCAACUCUUGAUGAGUGGAGUUUAUCCUUAAAGAUUCCUGAUGAUGGAAUGAGGACUCCCUAAGUAUGGCAUAUUUAAUACUUGUUUUCUAUUGCUUUGAUACAUGGACAGCUUGACUGAAUACGAAGGACUUGUCUACAAUGAAUUUAUUGAUUUUUAAAAUAAUAUGGUCUCGGUUUUUAUGUUCUGUUGAGAUGUAGAAUAUAAACUUGUUUUCUUUACAUUGAUGGCAAAGGGUGGUCUGGAGCUUCACAGGAAAUUUUUUCUUUUUUUAAAAAAAUCUUUUAGCUCUAAUAGGAGUUGACCAUUCCAGUUCUGUUUCUCCCAGGUCUCUAUGACUUUCUCUCUGAUCCUUUCUCAUUAUCUUUUAUUCAUUUCUAUUCUGUUUGAUACUUUCAUUUUUUAGUUCAAUGUCCCUUAUAAUUUUAGAUAAAUAUCAUCCCUUAUGUACCUUGUCAUUUAGCCUCUUUUUCAGAGAAUUUUCUGUUCCUUCAGUUUUUUCUAAUCUCUGCCAAUUCUAAUUUCUCAUUUCUUCUUUCUUGUCUACUUCUAUUUUGUGCUGUGUAUUUCUUAUGUGAAAUUUUGGAGCUUUUCCCCACGUAUUUGUGUGUGUGUGUGUGUGUGUGUGUGUGUGUCUACAAAUGCUUUGUUCAGAAACAAUUCAGAUACGGAUGCCAGUUUACAUUUUUCCUAUGUUUUGUGAUUGAUUUUUUUGUGUGUCUGUGAUUGAUUUUGAAGGGAACGUUUUUAUGAGCUGAAAAUUUUGACUCUCUAUGUUCUUUUUUCUUCUGUCACCUUGGAAUAAAUGUCUGCUGUAUGAUUUUCAUUUUA
Orcinus orca (killer whale) is the source of this 9577-nucleotide messenger RNA. Its product is annotated as neuroblastoma breakpoint family member 4-like. The record is from RefSeq and is a predicted model, not a curated record. Lineage: Eukaryota; Metazoa; Chordata; Mammalia; Artiodactyla; Delphinidae. The transcript has 11 exons.